Messenger RNA from Rangifer tarandus platyrhynchus (Svalbard reindeer), 1089 nucleotides. The record is from the annotation of a GenBank genome assembly. Lineage: Eukaryota; Metazoa; Chordata; Mammalia; Artiodactyla; Cervidae.
AUGACGGGAAAGAAGUCUUCCAGGGAGAAGCGGCGCAAACGAAGCGGUCAGGAGGCGGCGGCGGCCCUCGCGGCGCCGGACCUGGUCCCCGCAGUAGGCAGCAGUGGCAGUGGAAGCACCAGCGGCUGCGGGAGCGCAAGCGGCUGCGGGAGCGUCACCUGCUGUGGGAGCACUAGCGCGAGUGGAAGUGUCACCGGCGGCGGGAGCGGCAGCAGCUGCUGGGGUGGCAGCAGCGUGGAGCGCGGUGAGCGUAGGAAGCGGAGAAGCACUGACUCAUCUUCCAGCGUCGCCGGCUCUCUGCAGCAGGAGACCAAAUAUCUUUUGCCACCUCUGGAAAAAGAGUUAUUCUUGGCAGAGCACAGUGACCUUGAAGAAGGUGGAUUAGACCUGACUGUGGCAUUAAAACCAGUUAGUUUCUAUAUAUCAGACAAAAAAGAAAUGCUUCGGCAGUGUUUCUGUAUCAUAGGAGAGAAGAAGUUACAGAAGAUGCUUCCUGAUGUGUUAAAGAACUGUUCAAUAGAAGAAAUUAAAAGACUUUGCCAGGAACAGCUAGAGCUCCUGUCUGAAAAAAAAAUUUUGAAGAUUCUUGAGGGUGACAAUGGUUUGGACUCUGAAAUGGAAGAAGAAGCAGAUGACGGCUCUAAGAUGGUAUCUGAUUUAGUUAAUCAACAAGACAGCUGUGUAGAUUCUACUUCAUCCCUGAGAGAGAACAAGCGACCUGAAGGUUUGGAAUCAAAACAAGGCAAAGGGGAAGAUAGCGAUGUACUCAGUAUAAAUGCAGACGCUUAUGACAGCGACAUAGAAGGCCCCUGUAAUGAAGAAGCAGCUGCUCCUGAGGUCCCAGAAAAUACAGUCCAGAGUGAAGCUGGUCAGAUAGAUGACCUGGAGAAAGACAUUGAGAAAAGCGUGAACGAGAUUCUGGGACUUGCAGAGUCUAGUCCAAAGGAGCCCAAAGCCGCCACCCUGACUGUUCCUCCGCCGGAAGAUGUUCAGCCUUCGGCGCAGCAGCUGGAGCUGCUCGAACUUGAAAUGAGGGCCAGAGCUAUUAAAGCCCUGAUGAAAGCUGGUGAUAUAAAAAAGCCAGCCUAG